UUUGGUUCAUUUGUAUUGGGUCCCUCCUUACCACUCUCUAAUAUCCUCUUUUAACUCCGUCUGUCAAUACCGAGCGGGAAACGGCCGCCACGCACGAUACCAUUGACCAAAUACACCACUAACUAGAAAACAUAAAAAAAACUCCCCGCUUCUAUUCGCCGGAAUCUUGCUUAUCUGGUCGCCGUUAGUUUUAACGCUAUACCUUUCGGUAUCAUUAUCCUUCUCUCUUUGGCUUUAAUUAAGGGUAUUGGAUCUCCCUUCAUCACUUUCCCCUGCUAAAAGAAGUUUCUAGAGAGGGACGCAGACACAGGGAGAGUCAUUAUUAGGGUUUUCGUGGACUUUUGAGGUUUGUUUUUAAUGGACGAGAGUGUACUUGACGAUAUUAUACGGCGGCUAGUGGAGGCAAAGAACGGGAGGACGACGAAGCAAGUGCAGCUGACGGAGGCAGAAAUCCGGCAGCUUUGUGUAGCAUCGAAACAGAUCUUUCUCAGUCAGCCUAACCUUCUCGAGCUUGAAGCUCCUAUAAAGAUUUGUGGAGAUGUUCACGGUCAGUUCUCUGAUCUUCUACGGUUGUUCGAAUAUGGUGGGUACCCACCGGCAGCAAACUAUUUAUUUUUGGGGGACUAUGUUGAUCGUGGUAAGCAGAGCAUAGAGACAAUAUGCCUCCUCCUUGCCUACAAGAUCAAAUACAAGGAGAACUUCUUCCUUCUGAGGGGCAACCAUGAAUGUGCUUCCAUCAACCGUAUAUAUGGGUUUUAUGAUGAGUGCAAGAGGAGGUUUAAUGUUCGCAUCUGGAAGACAUUUACUGAAUGCUUUAAUUGUCUGCCUGUUGCUGCUCUUAUAGAUGAAAAGAUCCUAUGCAUGCAUGGUGGAUUAUCCCCUGACCUGAAAAGUUUGGAUCAGAUCAGGAAUAUUGCUCGACCUGUUGAUGUGCCGGAUCAGGGACUUCUAUGUGAUUUAUUAUGGGCUGAUCCUGAUAAAGAUAUCGAGGGCUGGGGAGAGAAUGACAGGGGGGUGUCAUAUACCUUUGGGGCUGACAAGGUUGCUGAGUUCCUGGGGAAACAUGACCUUGAUCUCAUUUGUCGAGCCCAUCAGGUUGUUGAAGAUGGUUAUGAGUUUUUUGCAAAGCGGCAGCUGGUAACAAUAUUCUCCGCCCCAAAUUACUGUGGUGAGUUUGAUAAUGCUGGUGCCAUGAUGAGUGUGGAUGAUACUUUGACUUGUUCUUUUCAAAUCCUUAAAUCCUCCGAGAAGAAAGGAAAAAUGGGAUUUGGAAACAACAUGUUGAGACCUGGAACUCCUCCACAUAAGGGGAAGGGUUGAUCGAUUUAUACUAGCUUUUAAAGAUCUGAAGUGGCAUAUCAAAUGGAAUCAAUCCAUCCUGUGUCUUGUGUAAGGUUUCUACAACAGAAUUACUUUGCUGCUUGGCAAGGUCCCAGGACUAUCAAUACUGCAUGUUUUGGCAUGAAAAGGUGAAAUGUGAAGACAUAAUGUUUGUGACCACUGUCAUAGUAGGUGGGGCAACCAUUGUCAGUGAAAUGGGUAGUUAUUUAAAUUAUGUAAAAUGGGAAACUUCUGACUUUAUGCUGAAUUGCAAUUGGCUAGGUGAACACUUUUCAACUCAUGGCAUUAGUUCAUUUUCUGAUUGCCCUCUUUAAAAAUGAAAGGUAGUAUCCUUUUUUUAGCUAAUAA
Jatropha curcas is the source of this 1689-nucleotide messenger RNA. Its product is annotated as serine/threonine-protein phosphatase PP1. Gene Ontology annotation, cellular component: nucleus; cytoplasm. NCBI's taxonomy places the organism in Eukaryota, Viridiplantae, Streptophyta, Magnoliopsida, Malpighiales, Euphorbiaceae. Gene Ontology annotation, molecular function: protein serine/threonine phosphatase activity. The record is from RefSeq and is a predicted model, not a curated record.